AUGGGAAGCCCUGACUCCCCGCUAGGACAGCCUGAAGGGCUCCCGACCUGCAAGGCCUCCUCCUCCUCCUCGCUUCUUCCCGGCCCGCAGCGGCCGCCCGGUCCCCGGCUGGCGGGGCGGAGGCGGGCGGGCAGGCAGGCGCUGCUAGGCGGAGUCGGCGGGGCGGGCCGGGGCGGGCCUUCGCAGCCCUUCUGCCGCCGCUGGGCCUCCUCCUCCUCCUCCUCCUCUUUGUGCGCCCUGCCUGGCGCUCGCGGCCGGAGACCCUCCUGUCGCCCCGGGACAGCGGCCCAGCCGGAGGGGGCGCGACCCCGCAGCUGCUCGCCAGGGCGGGCGGACCUGCCCGGAUCCCCUUCGUCGCUUCUGGGAAAGUCGCGCUUCUGGCACUUCGGAAAUAAACGGUCUCGCCUCCGAGCAAAGGCGGGCGGGAGAAGCCGAGGCUCCCGCUCCCUCCGCGCUCCUUUCCCGGAGGCUCUUCCGCCCUUUCCCUCCGCUUGGGCGCCUCCUUCCCAGCCGAGAUGCCGCUGCUGUUUGCUGCUUCCGAGCGCGUGUGAGGAAAGGGGCACCGGCUGGAGAAAGGGAGAGAUGAACCAUUUCCAGCAGGGGAUCCUACUGCUGCUCUUCCUGCUCCUGGAGUAUUCAGAGGCCAAAAAGCAGUGCUGGUACUUUGAAGGGGUGUAUCCUACAUAUUAUAUAUGCCGCUCCUAUGAAGAUUGCUGUGGUUCAAGAUGCUGCAUAAGGACUUUGUCUAUCCAGCGACUAUGGUAUUUUUGGUUCCUUCUGAUGAUGGGAGUUUUGUUCUGUUGUGGGGCGGGGUUUUUUAUCCGGAGGCGGAUGUAUCCUCCACCGCUGGUUGAUGAAACAACAUACAACGUGUCGUAUACCCGGCCACCUAACCCCUCUGCAGCAGGAGCCCAGCAGCCGGGGAUGGCAUACUACACAGACCCAGAAGGAGCUAUGAUGAACCCCAUGGCUAUGACUUACCAUGUCCAACCUAAGUCCCCACAAGUGAACCCAGUUUACCCUCCUCUCCCUUCUUACUGUAAUACCCCACCACCACCAUACGAGCAGGCAGUGAAAUCCUCCACUUAACCUCUCUUCUCUGCAGUGAACAGUGACUUCGGCAGAAGAGAGCAGGCUUGGGAGCAGCAGAAGACUUGCCAGUGCUCUGUUGACCUUUGCUCUCCUCCUAGUUAGCACUGUUUGGACAUUGAUGGAUGUGCAGCCCCAGGGGGAAUUCUUUUCUGAUGUCUUCAAAGCAAGACUGAAAGUUUUUAUAGUGCUUUUUAUUGGAAGCCUAUAUUUAAAUCCCAUACUCUUAAAAAAAUGGUCCUUGUUAUUUUAAGACAUGUAUUAACAUAUUGAUGCAGCACAGUAUGGUAAUAAGCACAAAACAAUGUAUACCAGCCUAAAAACCUUGGAGUCACUUGUAUUUUAAAUAUGGGAAACCAGGAGCACAGGACAGGAGGUAAUAGCAGAAGCAAGUGGUCUUUGUGAGAUGAGUGAUGUUUGUUAAUAAAGGAAGCGACUGGAUCAUGCCGACUCCAAGGAACUAUGGUAAGAUAAAGUGUGGGAAAUGGUUCCAGGGCGGGAAAAGAUCCAUCGCCCAGCUUCACUUGAACAAACACUGGGUGGAACAGGAUUAUAGCAGCUCUGCCUGUGGUCCAAUCCUAGCAUCUUAAAUCUGGCUCCCUUUAUUUUUUGCUGACAGUUGUUUUCGGGAGGAAAGGAGUGUCUUUCUGCCAAGAACUAAAAUUGUGAUGUACUGUUGAUGGUGUGAAUAUCAUAGCAAUUGUGUGGAAGGUAAAAAUGUUCAGCGCCAACAAUGAUAAGCAGAGGUCUAGCAACAAAAAAACUGAUUGCCUAGAAAAUAUUUAUUCUCUAAAGAGACUUCAUAAAAUAAAAUGGGUAGUCUUUGAAUCAGAGUUUUCCUAUUGACUUUGGGCCCCUUUGCAUGACAUUAUUUAGGCGUACACUGAAGAUAUUCAUUGUAUGCAUCUGAAAAGGUGUGACAGAUGUGAAUGGCACUCAGCAGAGCUCCAGGAUUGGUUGCAGUAGCCUGCUGAGUAUACACUUGGUGGCUUUGCCUUUCUUUGUGUGAUGUGUCAGAUGACCCAUGGGUAAUAUUUGGAUGUUUAGUAUUCUUUCUCCGCAUUCCUCUGGGGCCUGAGUCUUUCAUUUUUAACAUGGUAAAGUUGCUUCAAGGUGACUUUUACUCAUUGCUUUUGAUGUGGUGACUGAUUUAUUCAAAAUGAACUUCAUAGGAGAUGUAAGAGUUACCAAAUACUAGGGAAUGAUUGCAGUUUUCCAGGAUAUGAUGAAGAAAUGAUGUAGAAAUUAAGACCACUAGAAAACAACAGAUUCAUUCCAUAUCAUGGUGAGAUUAUUAUUAUUAUUUAAAAAAGAAUACUGGAAUCUUCCAUAGUUUCUGCUUGCAAUAAAUGUCCUUCAUUUGUCUUCCAUUGUUAUGCCCUUCUGGGUUUGGAUUACAAAGAUUCCACCUGCACUUGCUUCUCAGUCUCUUGGUAUGUUGUAAUUGCAGAGCAGAUGAGACCUUGCUUAGGGUGCCCAGGUUGCAGAUUUCCCCAUUGCUAUGUUUCCGCUCCUGAACUGGGAGGCCAGGCAGUGGCUGUUUCUCCCAUAUGCAUCACCCACUUUUGUUCACUCUCCUCCUUCACCUGCUGUAUCAACCAGGCCCCUCAGGCGACACACCAAAGUAUCGGGCAGAGACCCCAGGUGUAGGCACACGCCACAACAAUGAACCCCAGUCUUCAGUUUAAGGGAAAGUGGGAAUCAGUAUGCAAUUAUGUUUAAGGGACUUGAGAGGUGGGCUUUUCUCUGUCUUAGAAAAAUGUCUUACAGUUAUUAUUGAAUGUGAUCAUAGAAUCGUAGAGUUGGAAGGUACUACAAGGGUCAUCUAGUCCAACCUCCUGCAAUGCAGGAACUUUUUGCCCAACAUGGGACUCAAAUCCACAACCCUGAGAUUAAGAGUCUCAUACUCUUCUGACUGAGCUAUAAUGGGCAAUAUUAUGAAAGCAAUAUUUAAAACAAACUUUGGUUUUAAUAUACUCAGAACCUUGAAUGAGUUCUAGUGUUGUGCAGUAAUCAAACAAAUACAUUUUGAAGAAAUGUCUCACUGACAAUUUCAUUUCCCAGAAGGUGGAAGAAGCAACAAGGGGGUCAUCUAUCUUGGACCUGGUCCUCACCAACAGGGAGGAACUGAUUAACGAAGUGGAAGCACCUGGAAACUUUGGAGGAAGGGAUUAUGUCCCCCUGUGUUUCAUGAUACAAAGGCAAGGGAAAGCUGAGUGUAGCUGGACACACACUCUGGACUUUAAGAAGGCCAAUUUCGAAAAGCUGAAGGAGCUCCUGGGUUUGAUCACAUGGUCAGAAAUGCUCAAAGAGAAAGGAGUCCAAGCGGGAUAGGAAUUCUUGUCAUCCUGAAAAAAAGUGACAAGUGGGGUGCUGCAGGGUUCUGUCCUGCGCCCGUUGUUCAGUGUCUUCAUAAAUGACUUGGAUGAAGGAACUGAGGGGAUGCUCAUCAAAUUUCCAGAUGACACCAAAUUGGGAGGGGUAGCUAAUGCCACAGAAGACAGAAUUGGGAUUCUGAAUAACCUUAACAGCUUGGAGAACGGGACCCAAACUAACAAAAUGAAUUUCAAUAGGUUCUGCACUUAGGCAGGAAGUACCAGAUGCACAGAUAUAAGAUGGGGACACUUGGCUUACUAGCAGUUCAUGUGAAAAGGAUCUAGGUGGACCACAAGCUUAACAUGAGUCAACAGUGUGAUGCAGCAGCAGCAGCCAACCACCCCCCCAAACUAGUGCUAUUUUCAGAUGCAUCAACAGAAAUGUAGUGUCUAGAUCAAGAGAAGUAAUGGUACCACUCUAUUCUUCCUUGGUCAGAUCACACCUGAAAUACUGUGUCCAGUUCUGGGCACCACAAUUUAAGGAGGAUGUUGACAAGCUGGAAGGUGUGCAGAGAAGGGCAGCCAAGAUGAUUAAGGGUCUGGAAACCAAGACUUAUGAGGAAUGGUUGAAGGAGCUGGGUAUGUGUAGCCUGGAAAAGAGAAGGCUGAGAGGAGAUAUGAUAGCCAUCUUCAUAUGUCUUAAGGGCUGUCAUGUGGACGAUGGAGCAAGCUUGUUUUCUCCUGCUCUGGAGGGUAGGACUCGGACCAAUGGCCUCAAGUUACUAGAAAUAAGAUUCUGACAGUAAUCUCAUUUCUGACAGUAAGAGCUGUUUGACUGUGGGAUGGACUCCCUCAGGAGGUUGUGACUCUCCUUCCAGGGAGGUUUUUAAGCAGAGGUUGGAUGGCCAUCUCUCAUGGAUGCUUUAGCUGAGAUUCCUGCAUUGCAGGGGGUUGGACUAGAUGAUCCUUUGGAUCCAUUCCAACUCUCUGGUUCUAUGAAAUUAAAGACCUUUAACAGAUUAGAUUCUUAGAUGUAUACCUAGGCUAUUUAAGUGUGUACCUACAAAUCUAGAAAGUGUGUGUACUGAACGUGUCAUUGCAGACACUUCUACAGGAGCAUUCACAAAAAAGGCAGAAUUGUCUGACACAUGUAAUGUGAAAUGGCCCUAAGGCUGUAAUCUUAAAGACAUAAACUAGGAUAUGGAGAGGGGUUAUUGCUUAGUUUUUGUAUCUGUUUUUAUUAUGUAUUUUGUGUUCUCAUUUUUAUGUUCUGAACCGCCCUGUGAUCUUUGGUUGAACAGCGGUAUACAAAUUUAAUAAAUAAUAAUAAUAAAUAACGUGAACUUUG
Molecule: messenger RNA, 4752 nt
Organism: Podarcis raffonei (Aeolian wall lizard)
Lineage: Eukaryota; Metazoa; Chordata; Lepidosauria; Squamata; Lacertidae
Gene: VOPP1
Product: VOPP1 WW domain binding protein
Exons: 5
Coding region: 1-1089 (362 amino acids)
Cellular component (GO): cytoplasmic vesicle membrane
Source: RefSeq, a predicted model, not a curated record